AUGAAAAAGGAACUGUCGGCAGCUUCUUCAAUACUAUCAACAUCCUUAAAUACACCCACUACUAUUACCAUUACAGAAGAAGAAUUAGUUGAUUGGUUUCUGGAAAAAGAUAUUUGUAAUCAAUGUAGUGUGUCAAAUGAUAAUAUAAGAAAAAGAGGAAAUGCAUGGGAUGCUUCAAGAUUAUGCACUUUAUGCUAUGGACAAGAAGAAAGAUUAGCUGCUGCAAAUACGCCCACUAUUACCACUACAGAAAAAAAAUUAGUUGAUUGGUACCUGGGAAAAGAUAUUUGUAAUAAAUGUGGUGUGUCAAAUGAUAAUAUAAGAAAAAGAGGAAAUGCAUGGGAUUCUCCAAGAUUAUGCACUUUAUGCUAUGAACGAGAAGAAAGAUUAGCUGUUGCAAAUACACUCACUACUAUUACUAUUGCUACUGCAGAAUAUAGGACUCCUAAAAUUCUUAUAAAACAAAAAUGUGAAAGAGUUCAAACAGUCUUUAAUCUGAUUACCUAG
Messenger RNA from Rhizophagus irregularis DAOM 181602=DAOM 197198, 507 nucleotides. RefSeq lists its product as uncharacterized. The record is from RefSeq and is a predicted model, not a curated record. Lineage: Eukaryota; Fungi; Glomeromycota; Glomeromycetes; Glomerales; Glomeraceae.